Messenger RNA from Striga hermonthica, 1137 nucleotides. NCBI's taxonomy places the organism in Eukaryota, Viridiplantae, Streptophyta, Magnoliopsida, Lamiales, Orobanchaceae. The record is from the annotation of a GenBank genome assembly.
AUGGCUACAUCCUUCAAAUCCCACACCUUGGCCUGCAUUUGCAUUGCACCACUACUAAUCCUCCUCUCUUUCUCCACACCAAAACCAGCCAAUGCCGAUAAAACCCAUUUCAAGAAGAUCUACGCGUUUGGCGACUCGUACACCGACACGGGCAACACGCGGUCCAACACGGGCCCGAGCGGAUUCAUGUUCGUCUCCAACCCCCCUUACGGAUCCACCUACUUCCGCCGCCCCACCAACCGCUACUCGGACGGCCGCCUCGUCAUCGACUUCGUGGCCCGCGCCCUCUCCCUUCCCUUCCUCCCCCCCUACCUCGACAGGGCCACGCGUGCCAGCCCGUCGGGCCUCAACUUUGCUGUUGCGGGGUCCACGGCCAUAGCCCACUCCUUCUUCGUGAAGAACAACUUGACUCUCAACAUCACGCCCCAAUCGCUCGGCACACAGCUGGCGUGGUUCGAGAAGUUUCUAGAAGGAAAGGGAUGCAGGGACUCGUACAGUACGCCGGCGGCAUGCGAGGGUUUGUUUGGGGACACGCUGAUUUGGGUCGGCGAAAUCGGGGCCAACGACUAUGCUUACAGCUUCGGGUCCACCGUGACCUCCGAGACCGUGCAGCGGCUGGCCAUCACCAGUGUCAAUGCCUUUCUGCAGGCAAUUCUAAAGAAAGGCGCCAAACAUGUGGUGGUCCAGGGAUUGCCCCCGACUGGAUGCCUCACCCUCUCAAUGUACCUAGCACCGCCCGAGGACCGGGAUUCCACUGGCUGCGUGGGGUCUGCAAACCUGCAAAGCCAGGCCCACAACACGGCCUUAAAAUCGAGACUCGACAUACUGAGAAAACAGUUCCCGAAAUCAGUUAUAGCCUAUGCCGAUUAUUACAAUGCGUAUGCAAACAUCGUGAAGAAUCCUAGUAAGUACGGAUUGAGGGAGAUUUACAAGGCGUGCUGCGGGUACGGUGGUGGGGCCUACAACUUUGACUAUUUCCAUGCGUGCGGCUCGCCUUCAUCCGGGUCGUGUGCGAAUCCUUCCAAGUUUGUCAACUGGGAUGGGGUUCACUUGACCGAGGCCAUGUAUAGGGCCGUGGCUGAUGCUUUCAUGAACGGGACCUAUUGCCAACCGACAUUUAGGGCCCUGUUGAGAUGA